UUUUAGAUAAAAGUGGUGUCUAGUUUUCUGGAGCAGAAUUGUAUUAAUUAUGUCCAAGGUUACAUUCAAGAUCACUUUGACAUCUGAUCCUAAGUUACCUUUUAAGGUGCUAAGUGUACCAGAAAACACUCCAUUUACAGCUGUUCUGAAAUUUGCUGCUGAAGAGUUUAAAGUGACACCAGAAACUAGUGCUAUAAUUACAGAUGCUGGUAUUGGAAUCAAUCCAUCCCAAACUGCAGGUGAUGUCUUCUUAAAGUAUGGCUCUGAGCUGCGCUUAAUACCUAGAGACAGAGUUGGCGACUUACAUUCCAGCUGAAAUAUGUUUUCUUGGAUGUAUAUACUUAUUUAUAUAAAUAUAUAAAAUAUAUGUUAA
Stegodyphus dumicola is the source of this 373-nucleotide messenger RNA. It is a transcript of the gene Ufm1, whose product is annotated as Ubiquitin-fold modifier 1. Gene Ontology annotation, biological process: protein K69-linked ufmylation. The record is from RefSeq and is a predicted model, not a curated record. NCBI's taxonomy places the organism in Eukaryota, Metazoa, Arthropoda, Arachnida, Araneae, Eresidae. Gene Ontology annotation, cellular component: cytoplasm; nucleus.